UGCGAGCGCCCGUUUUCGGCACAGCGUCGCUAUAGAAACGGGACUCCAUGUUGGACGGAGAGGACUCUUCUCUCCGGAUACACGGGACAGCCUGCUCAGCCUGCGGACGUCGGAGCGAUGAGCGGCCGGGAUCCCCGUACCGAAGCGCCGUCCUCUGUUAACGGAUCGGACCCCGACCCCGGGUCCUCCGGACCUGCCCGCGAGCGCAAGAAGCCGCCGGCCGUCGGGGGGGUGCUCAAGAAGAGGCUCAACAAGUCGCGGCGAAGUGAGUCGGAUCGUAAAGGGCCCGUAACGGAGGAGGAGCUGCGCGAACUGCGGGACCUGGGCAGGGACAUCAACCCCGACGGAGUGCUCGGGCUGCGGGCGUCGACUCGCGACUACCUGUGCAAACCCGAGGACAACGUCUUUUGUAUCGAUUUCACACGCUUCAAGAUCAGGGACAUGGAGACGGGAACGGUGCUGUUUGAGAUCGCCAAACCGGCCCACUUUGCUCCAGAGGAGGAGGACGAGGAUGGGAACGGAGGAGCUGACCCCAGUGUGGGUCGCUUUGUUCGGUACCAGUUUACCCCCGCCUUCCUGAGACUGCGCACCGUCGGCGCCACCGUUGAGUUCACCGUGGGCGACCGGCCUGUGAACAACUUCCGCAUGAUCGAGAGGCACUACUUCCGAGAUCGGCUUCUCAAGAGCUUCGACUUCGACUUCGGCUUCUGCAUCCCCAACAGCCGCAACACGUGCGAACACAUCUACGAGUUUCCCCAGCUGUCCGAAGACCUCAUUCAGCAGAUGGUGGAACAUCCUUAUGAGACCAUGUCAGACAGCUUCUACUUUGUGGACAACAAGCUCAUCAUGCACAACAAGGCGGACUACGCUUACAACGGCGGCCAGUAGCACUCGAGGGAGAAGGGUGGCCCUCGCCCACUGGGUCCGAGAGCUUUCCGGAACCAGAACUCUUGACUCGAGACAUUCCAGGAAGCCUUAACACUCCGCACUGAUGCCGGGGCCUUUGCAAGUAAAAGGGAAGUGUGUGUGUGUGUGUGUUUUUAAUCUGUCCCUUUUCUGAAGCAGUGGUCUUUUGUUGGAUUCAACCUCAUCUCCACUGUCGUGAGGUGUUGUAGGAAAAUCGCCUUUCUGAGAACGAAUCCGUUUCGGAUCGCGGUCGAAAAGUGUCUGCAGUAACGUGCCAACUGUUUUUUCACGGACGUUGCCGCGGAUACGUUUGGACUCGCGCCAAUGCAAGUAUGGCUUCGUUGAGCAGGGAAGGUGAGGUCCCUGCCGAAGGUGACGGGGAACCUGCUGGUCGCUGUGGGUUGAUCUCCACACAGAGGUCAACGUGGACGAGUUGGCGGCUUAUUGUUCUGCUGGGCUCAACAGAUUUGUCCAACUGACAUAUUGUCCCUGGUUGUUGUGUCGUGGCACCAACCAGCCUUCCCAGACAGGGGCCGAGCAGUUCGCCAGGUGGACGUAGCCUUGACCCGAAUGGAACUUUCAGAAGCCAGUUGAGACCUUUGGACAUGACCACUUGUCUGUCCCCCCUUACUCUACGUGAAACGUGCCAUGAAGUGUCAUUGACGCUCUGUCCCCAUUGCGGGAGUGAGGUGUCCGUCUCGGUCCGCUUAGCGUAGCGAAGUCGCUGAGAUGCAGUUCUCCAGGUCUGUCAGUGGGCCGUGGAGGCGGAGUUAAAUGUCCAGUUGUCAUUCUCAGCAAUGGUCGCUUGUCCCCGUGGUGCUGAUUAAUUUUAUACACUCUUCCUUUCCCCAGCUACGAGAAAAGACGACGGUUUUUGUGUUUCGAAAUGUUUGUCGUUCAUAAACAUCUCAGGUGUGAUCGUCCUGCCGCUCGGCUGAUCCUGCCGUAGGGGGUUUAGCUCUCACCUGCUCCACCUUCACCUCGAUGGCGGCUGUGGCUUAGCUGCGCUCACAUGAUGGGUUGUGUGAUGAUGGUUUUUUUUUUUUUUUUUGAACAGGGGAAAACUAACAAUAAUAAUUAAGCCUGUGUGCUCUUAUAGAGGGAAUCUUGUGUGUUUUUUGUUAAAACCCAUUAAAUUUCUUGACAAGCUGCAUAUUCUCCAAGCACCAAACCAGAAGCUUUUCAUCUCUGGGCAAGUCUUCGCUUUUGAGGAACAGAAUGACAGAGGAUCAGAGUGCGGGGGGGUUUGCCAGGAAGGUUCCAGAUGGAAACAGUUUGCUCAAAAUUCAAAUGUUUUGUUGAUUCCAAAAUUUUUGUUGACGUUUUUGCCUCCGGGGUGGAGCUGGACUCAUAUAACAUUUGCAUUUUCGGAGUAAACUAAACUCCUGCUCCCGUUACUGCUGGCCCCUGACCCACACACACACACACACAGAGACACACAGACAAGAGUUUAUCGCACACUAAAGACCAAGCCCAGAAAGCCUCCAGUGACCUGAACUGACCUUUGCUGUUUCUUGUAUGAGAAUCAGCCUUGUCAUGGACAGCUGCCUCAACCCUGAGGACUGCCAUCGCCAUCUGUCGCACUCACUCACCGACACACACACACACUGUAAUGCUCAGUGUCAAAUGCAGCCAUGGACAUGUGCUCUUAGGUACUUUCUAGCCAUCUGCCAGUUAACUUAACUUGAAUUACCAUCCAGGGUUUGUCCCUCAGGUCUCCAUUUGUCCUCAUCUUCACUUAAGUCAUGUGUGUAAACUACGGUUAUGAUGCUAAAUCCAGACUAGAGAUGAAUGAUCUGUCCUGGGAUUGAAAGUUUGAGGAGAGGUUUCCGCGGAGCCCUGUGGGUGAGGUGAGCGGCGACUGUGACGCGUGUGCCUCCAGAUGGAGCUGCUGGCGCGGCGUUAUGAAGGGUUGCUAACAGCGCAGUCCUGUCAUUGUCACCGGGCACCUUAUCUGUCUAUAGUGACACUAUUCAGCAUGUAGCACUUUUCAGCUUGAACUGUACCUUCAACCCCACAUGUUACUGAUUGACCAAACGCCAUUGUGAGAUACACUUUGAUUCGAAUUUUAAAAUUUGAUCUAAAAUAUGAUUUUUCUUAUCAUGGAUCAGUUUGGUUGCUGGAAUUCCUGUUGGCCUAAACACACCUCUUCUGGGUGGGGGGAGAAAAAGGAAUAUAAAGUGCUAUGAUGGUAGGAUGCCACACCAGCCACACCAGUGGACACUGGAUCCUGCUUGAAGGGCACAUGGUGCUUUGUGUGCCCACCGUUGUCAAUUCCCAUUGUGGCAUUACCUAAUAUUCUCUAAAUGUGCUGCUCACAUUUCUUUACUUUAUCUUAUUUACAUUUUAUUGUUGAUUUAUAACUAAUGCUGCAUAAAUUGGAACUUUACUAUAGAGCUGUAUUGUUUUGAUUUGUGUUUUUGAUGAGUAAGCUGUUUAUAUGGAAAGAAGGAAGUUUGCUUUAUGAAGGGAUUUUUCUUGGUCACGGGGAAACAAUUAUGUAUUUAAGUAUUGCCAGAGUGAGAAGAGUUUCGCUCAGUUUUCAGGGAACACAGUUAAUUAAUUUAAGUUAAUUCUGUAAUGCCUUGUCAAAUGGAAAAAUGCUUAGAUUACUUUAG
Messenger RNA from Scleropages formosus (Asian bonytongue), 3524 nucleotides. RefSeq names its product unc-119 lipid binding chaperone B (gene unc119b). Gene Ontology annotation, biological process: cilium assembly; lipoprotein transport; nervous system development. Bases 118 to 888 code for a protein of 256 amino acids. The record is from RefSeq and is a predicted model, not a curated record. Gene Ontology annotation, cellular component: cilium. Gene Ontology annotation, molecular function: lipid binding. The transcript has 5 exons. NCBI's taxonomy places the organism in Eukaryota, Metazoa, Chordata, Actinopteri, Osteoglossiformes, Osteoglossidae.